ACCGGUGGCCAGAAUUAACGGUCGAGGCGGAGGUGGGGCAAACUGAACAGGAAACUCCCCGCUCUUGCUUCCUCCUGCUCCAUCUCGAGUUCCUCGACUCCACUACUCACUGAGUCUCGACUCGGCCAUGAUCACCUGCAAACCAUCCCACCCCAACCUCGAACCCCUCUUCAGAAGAACCUGCCCGUCUUCGCGCCCCCGCCCGGCUCUCCGCAGCCAAUGCGCCGUCGUCUGGUCGCCUUCGCGGCGGCACAACGCUGCCGGAGCUUGCAUCGCGAGGAGCUCCAGUGGUGGCGGCGGCGGCGGGAAGAAAGAAGGCGGUGUUGAUGGCAGCGGUGGGCGUCGCGAGAGCAGAGAGAGGGAGGCAGUGGAAGGAGGAGGAGGAGGAGAGAGGAAGGUGCAUUGCGAGGUGGAGGUGAUAUCGUGGAGAGAGAGGAGGAUCAAGGGCGACAUCUCGGUGAGGGCCGACGUGGAAUCGGUCUGGAACGCUCUCACCGACUACGAGCGCCUCGCCGACUUCGUCCCCAAUCUAGUCUGCAGUGGGAGAAUCCCCUGCCCGCAUCCUGGGCGGAUAUGGCUGGAGCAGAGAGGCCUGCAGAGGGCAUUGUAUUGGCAUAUUGAAGCUCAUGUCGUCUUGGACCUUCAGGAGUUUGCCAAUUCAUUCUUCAUGAUUAAGUAGAUCAAGAAAAGAAGAUAUCUAUGAAUCAAGCUGAAAACCUGAUACGACAAGUGCUACACAGAUGAAGAUUCAACAUCAAGCCAGUUGAGAUAAGAUGCUUCCUCUUUCUACCUUGUCGACGUUGUCGUAUGUGUGCAUCUGCCAAGAAAGCCUUCACACAUAUACGCAUUUUUUACCCCUGAAUGUUCUGUGGAGCUCACAUAGAACAUGUUAUUAUUAAAGGGCAGUGGCAAAGGGAUUGGUUUGUUUUAUCUCAUUGAACUUCCUUUAUGUAUGUUGAACUUUAAAUAAGCCGGCAGGCAUUUUAACUUCAUCACUGUCUAAUUUGUUUGUUUUAUUAUAUAACAUAUGCCUCAGGCUCCAAUGCAGGACUUACAUGAAAUUAUAUCAGAAUAUAUACCUCCUAAUCAAAUGAACGAUCGGAUAUAUUUUGAAGACAUUAACAUAAGUUCUCUUCUAUGCAAGAAUUAGUCCAGAACACAUGGAAAUCAACUUAAUGUUUGCAUUCUUACUUUGGUAUUGCUUUUCUUUUUUAACUUUCAUGAUAAUAGUAAUAGAGGAUUCAGUCUCUCUUUUUAGCUUCCGUUAAAUUUUCUGAGCAAGUAAGAAACUGAAACAUGCGUGCGUAGUUGUUGGACUCAAUUUUCUGUGUUGCAUUGAUGUCACAUUUGCAAUACAUAGGUGGAGCUUCAUCAAUUACUGAACUAUAAAUUCGAAACAACCUCAUGGCGCAGGAUAAUGAGCGGAACUUCACUUUUCCAUGGUUGAUGGAGACUUUAAGAAGUUUGAAGGCAAAUGGUCUUUAAAAUCAGGGCCUAGAUCAUCGACAACUUUGUCAUAUGAGGUAAAUGUGAUACCACGUUUCAACUUCCCAGCUAUUUUCCUAGAAAGGAUCAUCAGGUCAGAUCUCCCAGUAAAUCUUCAAGCCUUGGCAUUCAGAGCUGAAAGAAAUUUUGAGGGAAAUCAGAAGUUGGCAUCAACCACGAGGUUUAGGGACAGAGCAAUCAAUGGUGCCGUUACUUCCAUUGGCCCUGACCUGGACGAUAAGGUGCAGCCUAGAGAGAUCACCAGUGCUAAUGCUGGUCAACUGCCUGCGUCAUCAAGUAAUUGGGGCGUGUUUGGCAAAGUUUGCAAACUCGAUCGGCCUUGUGUGGUGGAUGAAGUUCAUCUCCGUAGACUUGAUGGCUUAUUGGAAAAUGGAGGUGUCCACCGAUGUGUCAUUGCUAGCAUAACAGUAAAAGCUCCUGUUCGUGAAGUCUGGAAUAUCUUGACUGCUUAUGAAAGCCUUCCUGAGUUAGUUCCAAAUUUGGCCAUCAGCAAGAUUUUAUCACGAGAAAACAACAAAGUUCGCAUUCUUCAGGAAGGAUGCAAAGGUCUGCUGUAUAUGGUGCUCCACGCCCGAGUUGUUCUUGAUUUGUGUGAACAUCUGGAACGAGAGAUUAGUUUUCAGCAGGUCGAAGGGGACUUCAACUCCUUUCAGGGAAAAUGGAUUUUUGAGCAACUAGGAAAUCAACAUACGUUACUGAAGUAUACUGUAGAGUCAAAAAUGCACAAGGAUUCAUUUCUUUCUGAAGCUAUUAUGGAAGAGGUUAUUUAUGAAGAUCUCCCUUCAAACCUAUGCGCAAUUCGGGAUUACAUUGAGAACAGGGACACAACAGCAGCUGACUCAGAAACAAUCAGUGAAAGUGGUCUCUCCAGUGAGCAAACUGCUUCACCUAGCAUGGAUGAAAGCACUUGUGUCAGUGCUACAACUGAGGACAUCUCCAACUAUGAUGAUGACUUAUCAUCACAAAGACCGAGAGUUCCGGGCCUGCAGAGAGACAUUGAAGUCCUGAAAGCUGAACUCGUGAAAUUCAUUUCAGAGCAUGGGCAAGAAGGAUUUAUGCCUAUGAGGAAGCAACUCCGUUUGCAUGGUAGGGUCGAUAUUGAGAAAGCAAUCACACGCAUGGGUGGAUUCAGAAGAAUUGCAUCGUUGAUGGAUCUUUCCCUCGCUUACAAACGUCGCAAACCGAAGGGGUACUGGGACAACCUUGAAAACUUGGAAGAAGAGAUACGUCGAUUCCAGAGAAGCUGGGGAAUGGAUCUCUCAUACAUGCCUAGUAGAAAAUCUUUUGAGCGUGCAGGGAGAUACGACAUUGCGCGCGCUCUAGAAAAAUGGGGAGGCCUUCAUGAAGUAUCUCGUCUUUUGUCCCUGAAAGUCAGGCACCCAAAUAGACAACCGGGACUUGCCAAGGACAAGAGAGCAGAUCCUGUAGCAGCUACUGAUGUAGAGGUCGAGGAUAGGUCGACAUCUAAACCCUACAUAUCGCAAGAUACUCAGAAGUGGCUUUCUCAACUUAAACAUUUGGACAUCAACUGGGUUGAAUGAUGAGUGAUUUGGGGCGGUGAUAUCCUUCCUUCUCCCCGCCACACCCCCAGAAAAAGGAAAAAAAAAAGUUCUUGAAGCUGUGGCAAGUUGCCCUAUGGUGUUUCGAUUUUUGUGGUUCAUCUUUCAACUUCUUGAAAUCGAUUGCACUGUGCCCCCGUCCUUGGCUCUGGCCAGAAGUUCGCCAGAGUUGCGACCACAUGAGUACAUGAGACUAGUUAUGGAUGACAUGAUUGUGACAAGUUAUAUACGAAAAAAAUAUACUACAAAGUGAUUAUAUUCUCAUGUACUUUUGGCAGUGAACUUGUUUAGAUUCCUAUGUCUUUCUUCAUACUUCUUCGCACUAGCUCUCUCUUGUUGUAAUUAAUCCGCUUUUACCUUGUCCUUUUUCAUCGCUUAGCGCGAGAAUGGUUUUGGACAGCCCCAUAUUUUCUCUUAUCA
Eucalyptus grandis is the source of this 3485-nucleotide messenger RNA. RefSeq lists its product as uncharacterized. The coding region runs from base 1440 to 3047 and encodes 535 amino acids. NCBI's taxonomy places the organism in Eukaryota, Viridiplantae, Streptophyta, Magnoliopsida, Myrtales, Myrtaceae. The transcript has 10 exons. The record is from RefSeq and is a predicted model, not a curated record. Gene Ontology annotation, biological process: regulation of photosynthesis, light reaction.